This is a messenger RNA of Amaranthus tricolor (Joseph's coat), 1258 nucleotides long. RefSeq names its product protein FLX-like 3. The record is from RefSeq and is a predicted model, not a curated record. The transcript has 4 exons. Bases 173 to 967 code for a protein of 264 amino acids. NCBI's taxonomy places the organism in Eukaryota, Viridiplantae, Streptophyta, Magnoliopsida, Caryophyllales, Amaranthaceae.
AUAACAUCGCGUGAGUCGUGACAUACAGUCGACCAUUGAUAUUCCAUUACGCUUUGCACUUUGUGUCUCUGUCUCCCACCUCUUCAACGGUUCAAGCUUUAUGUUCCACUUACGCUAAUUCUAUUCAAUCAAUCCCAGUGAAGACCUAAAUUUUUGACGUUCUACUUGUAACAUGGCAGGGAGAAACCGUAUGCCUCGUCACCCUGUUGAUAUUCAUGGUUUAAGAGGUGGCCCUAGGCCAGUUUUAAGUAGAGGACCACUCCCUCUUCCUGUUCAUCCCCUGGCUCUGGAGGAAGAACUUGAAAUUCAGCAUAGAGAAAACCGGAAGAUUGUUGCUGAAAAUCGGCAUUUGCUUGAUGAAAAUGUGAACCUUGAAAGAGACCUUGUUUCCGCAAAAGAUGAAAUUCACAGAUUGGAUGAGUUCAUUGCUAAACUUCGUGCUGACAACAUUGUUAAGUAUAGGGAUUUAAUUGAAAGGAAUUUGAAGCUAGAAGCUGAUCUACGCGCUACGGAGCCUCUUAGGGAAGAAUUGUUGCAUCUUCGAAGUGAAACUCAGAAAUUGAAUGUCAUGAAACAAGAUUUGACGGGUCAAGUUCAAGGUCUCACUGCAAACAUAGCCCGUUUACGUUCUGAGAAUAAGCAAUUGUAUGCUUUGAGAGUUGACGUAGAUGGAAUUCACAAGGAACUUGCUGAAGCCAGGAGAGCUUUGGAGUAUGAGAAGAAAGCAAAUGACGAGCAGGUGCAGCAGAAGGAUGCUAUGGAGAAGAAUCUUAUGUCAAUGGCUCGUGAGAUAGAAAAGCUUCGAACAGAGCAGAUGAGCAUGGAUAGGAGAGGACAUGGGCUUGGUGGUAGUAGUAGCUAUUCAUUGUAUAAUGGUGUCCCAGAUAUGAGAUAUCCAAGCGGGGGAGCCCCUGCCGAGGGGCAUGGUGGAGCUUGGGGCCCUUAUAGCAAGCGUCCCAGACAUUGACUUCCAAUACCUCUCACUAGCAACAGAUGUGCUUACUGAUUUUGACACAACGAUCCAGGAAAAAUGGAACAAAAUGGGGAAGAGGGCGAUGAUAAGGAUGAGGGCAUCCAUUCGGAUGUUAACUAGUUUGCUUCAUUAGUUCUGAUUUUUGCUGCUCCUUUUGUAUCCAAGAAUAUAAGUUAUAAUUUGCUUCCUUAGUUCUGAUGUUAACUAAGCCUUGUAUCUUGACAAAUUGUUGGAACUGAAAGGACCAUAUUAUUCAAGGUAAAAAGAAGUACUCGCAUUAGCCAA